AUGACGAAUUUUAGAGAAAUAAUUUGUUCUGCCAAGGCACAAAUAUCUGGUAUGCAGGCUCAUGGUGUUCCGACGUCUAAAAUUCUGGGGUAUAUGGUUGGACGGGCUGGUGGCUAUUCUUUAAUGGGCUUCACUAAGAAGGAUGCAUACAAUUAUAUUAACAAGGCUAAGCGUGCAAAGAUUAUUGAUGGUGACUCUAACGCCGUUGUUGUAUAUUUGGAGGAAAAAGCGGGAGCCGAUCCGAUGUCGAUGGCUAGCCAUAAGCAGACGACAAUAUUUGGGUUUGGCUUGGUGUUAGAUGAAAGCGUUGGGUCUUAUAAGUGGUUGCUGGAAAAUUUGUUGGAAGUCAUGUGUAACAAGAAGCCGUCAAUUGUAGUCACGAAUGGCUGUGAUUCGAUGAAAGCUGCAAUCAAGUCUGUUUUUUCGGAGGCAGUACAUCGAUUGUGUGCUUGGCAUAUGGAGAAGAAUGUAACCGCUGAUGUGAAGGAAGAGGGACUGCGGCAAUGUUUCACCUGGUGGCUGUACUCAGAUAUGGAAAUAGAUGAAUUCGAGGCUAAGUGGGAUGAUGCUGUUGAAGAGUAUGGGUUACAAAAUAGUUUUUGGGCCAAAGAAACUUUUCAGAAGAGGAUGAUGUGGGCAAAUGCGUAUCUACAAGACAAGUUCUGUGCAGGUUUUUGGACAACAUCCCGGAUGCCGGUUAUGACAACUUGUUUGGAUCCUCUUGAAAAGUAUGCUGCAGAUGUAUACACACGGGAGAUAUUCGUUGAUGCGAAGAAGGAAAUAGUCGGUGUCGGUGCAAUUAAUUUUGUAGCCAAGAUUAGAUGUUCAACUACAAUGGUGUACACAUUGGAGGAAUACGGUGACCCAGGUAGAGAGAUGAUAGUGUUGUACGAUAGGGUUUCAAGGAAAAUGGAGUGCCGAUGCAAUUUUUGGAGCCAAAAGGGAAUUCCUUGUCGUCACAUAUUUUUUGUAAUGAAGCAUGAGCAUUUGACUCAAAUUCCUGAAAGGCUGGUUCUGAAGAGGUGGCGCAAGGAUGCAAAGUCAUUGGAUAAAUAUGCCGAGAUAACGGAAGUUGGUAGUGAAAGGGGUUUCUUACUGCGCCAUGGUGCACUUCAUGCAGCCGCACAGUGGAUGCUAUAUGAACUGGAUAGAGGCCUUGAAAAUGUCCGUCAGAAGAAAGCACACGAUACGGUUGAUUUACAUGACCCUGAUGUGGUGAAGACCAAGGGUGCCCCUCGUGUUAGGAAGCAGGGCGGACGGAAGAGGUGCUGCACCCGUUGCCAAAAAAUAGGGCACACAAAAUGGCACUGCAAUGCGGACCGUGCCUUUGUUUCAAAAGCUGAAGACAACAAAGAUUUUGAGGCAACAAAUUUAGGGUCGGAGGGGUCAUCGCCAACAGAAACGUGCAAGACUGGGUUCGAGGCUCCCAGCAUAAUUGUUAACCGAAGAUCGAUUUCAUUAGAGAAAUCAGUUUCAUUAUAUUAUAACUGUGCUUUACGCUAUUUGUUUUCUGAAGUGAAAUUUGGAAAACAAAUUAUAUCCUUUCUAUGGAGAAUUAUUGCGACCAGAAACAUUGAAGAAUAA
Molecule: messenger RNA, 1584 nt
Organism: Arachis ipaensis
Lineage: Eukaryota; Viridiplantae; Streptophyta; Magnoliopsida; Fabales; Fabaceae
Source: RefSeq, a predicted model, not a curated record